This is a messenger RNA of Cyclopterus lumpus (lumpfish), 825 nucleotides long. It is a transcript of the gene nkx1-2a, whose product is annotated as NK1 transcription factor related 2-like,a. The coding region runs from base 1 to 825 and encodes 274 amino acids. Lineage: Eukaryota; Metazoa; Chordata; Actinopteri; Perciformes; Cyclopteridae. Gene Ontology annotation, cellular component: nucleus. Gene Ontology annotation, molecular function: RNA polymerase II cis-regulatory region sequence-specific DNA binding; DNA-binding transcription factor activity, RNA polymerase II-specific. Gene Ontology annotation, biological process: regulation of transcription by RNA polymerase II; cell differentiation. The record is from RefSeq and is a predicted model, not a curated record. The transcript has 2 exons.
AUGCUGGACCCCAAGGACUGUGCAGUGACAAUGACGUCCAGUCAUAAGAUUUCCUUUUCUAUAAUUGAUAUAUUGGAUCCGAACAAAUUCAACAGCAAAAGGGGAAGUGAACUUUCCGUCGUCACGGAGAAGUUCCCUGUGCCACAAGAAGAGGGAACACGUUUGGAGUCGGUCAGCACUGCAGACGGAGACUUCAGAGUUGAGCGCACGGAAGCAGGGGAAGAGACAGAAGAUGACCACUUUACAUCCUCCGGGCAUCAAGCAGGUAUCGCUGACCCGCUUCUGCUUUCCCCACCGACUGAAACCGAGCCCCGUCUCACUGGGAACCAGGACGAGGGAGAGGCAGCGGUCACCCAGCAGGAUUCUUCCCCGCACAAGCGGCGGCGCCCGGACCAGGCGUGCGCCAAACCGCGGCGCGCCAGAACAGCGUUCACGUACGAGCAACUGGUGGCUCUGGAAAACAAGUUCCGCUCAACUCGGUACCUGUCUGUGUGCGAGAGACUAAACCUGGCCUUGUCCUUGAGUUUGACCGAAACCCAGGUGAAAAUCUGGUUCCAGAACAGGAGGACCAAAUGGAAAAAGCAGAACCCCGGGGCGGACAGCACCUUGCAGCCCGGCUCCCACUCCCUAAUCAACGUCAGUCCAAACCCGCCCACCUGUGGAGCAAGCCCCGCCAGCUUCCACCAAACUUUCCCCGGCUUCAGCUCUGGUAAUGUGAUCUUCCACACGGCCGGUGGUGUUCCGCUUUCAUCCACUGGAGGGCUCUUGCAUCCCUUCAUGUCCAGUGGCUUCGUCCAACCGACUUAUUUUAAUCCACAUCUAUGA